Molecule: messenger RNA, 411 nt
Organism: Purpureocillium lilacinum
Lineage: Eukaryota; Fungi; Ascomycota; Sordariomycetes; Hypocreales; Ophiocordycipitaceae
Biological process (GO): microtubule-based movement
Cellular component (GO): cytoplasmic dynein complex; cytoplasm
Molecular function (GO): dynein intermediate chain binding
Source: RefSeq, a predicted model, not a curated record
AUGGUCGACAUCACCGCUGCAAACGGGCACGAUUCCCUCGACGAGAAGCUGGGCCGGUUGACUAAGAAGCCCGGCGUCAAGGCGAGCAUCGUCCUGGACCGCGCCAGCGGCGCCGUACUCAAGACGAGCGGCGACGUGUCUGCCUUGAGAACGGCCAAGUCUCGCGAUGCCGCCACGGCCGCGUCCUUCUCCAACGAGGCCCCUCUGGCGGAGGCGAGCGAGGCCAAGGGCGUCGAGGACUUUGCUGCCAUGAUCUGGAACUUUGUCAACAACUCGGGACAGCUGGUGCAGGAAGUAGACACAGAUGACGAGCUCAGGUUGCUGCGAUUACGAACUAAGAAACAGGAGAUUGUCAUUGUCCCUGACGCGAAAUACCUCCUCACCGUGGUCCACGAUACACCACCCGCGUGA